AUGAAGACGCUGCACUUGGCUCUGAUUCUGCUCUCGCUGUCCGGUGUUCUCACUCAGGACAGUAGAUGGGGUGUGAAUUAUCCUGAUAAUCCGAUCUGUGCUGUGAGAGGAUUCAGUGUCUCCAUUCCCUGUAGUUAUUAUUAUCCAACAUCAAAUCCCAACAUUCAGGUGACACAAAUGCUUUGGUGCUCAAUGAACAACAACAAGGAUGUGUGUUCAGACCCUCCAUAUGUUUGUAAAAGCUCAUCAAACACCACGUCAGACUUUGAGUACGUUGGAGACGACAAAUCAAACUGCACUUUGUUAAUCCACAAUGUACAGUUCAGUUAUUCUGGAGAGUACAAAUUCAGAUUUAUAACUGAUGAGCCCGGUGACAGAUGGACAGGACAACCUGGAGUGACUCUACAAACUGGAGAUUUAAAGGUGUCACUAAUCAGGCUCAGUGGAAACGGAACCCUUAAACAAGGAGACUCGUUAAAUCUGAUGUGUGAUGUGAACUGCACACACAGUUCCUCACAGUUUGUGUGGUCUAAGAACAACGAGCAGUUAAACACAUCAGGACCCGUUCUUCACUUUCCUGCUCUAACCGAGAGGGAUUCUGGGAAUUACACCUGCACUUGGAAAACCAAGGAGACGUCAGGAUCUAAAACCAUCAGCCUUCAGGUCGAGGAUCUUGAUGGUCGGUCAGUCUGGAUGAUUGUUUUAGUGACGGCUGGAGUGAUGUUCAUGGUGUUCGCUAUCCCAGCUGUGAUUUACAACAGGAGGAGGAAGUUUAAAGCUGCAGAAGAAAACAGGGGGGAAAGUGGAGAGAAAACACAGACAAAGCUACAGUCACAGCAAGUUUCUCAAGAUCCUGGUGAAGAAACGCUGAACAAGGAAGUGACUCACACAUCUAUCCAAAAGAAAGCAAAGACCAAAGGGUCACAGGUCACAGCGCAGCUUAAUCAAGUUCCUCAGCUUGGUGAAGAAGUGUUAGAUGAAGAAGUGACUUAUGCGUCUGUGUGCGUCAAACCCAACAAACCAACCAAACAGCGUGUCCACACUGAGCAGCAGGAGGAGGACGAUUCUGUAAUCUACAGCACUGUGAAAACGGCCUGAUGAUGCUUUCACACCUCAUUCACCCACAGUGCAGAUGAGUUUUAUUUAGUUAUCAUCAUAAUGCCUGGGAUGUUUCCACACAUGGAACUCAUUAUGGUUUAAGACUCGCUAAUAUCACAGGAAGUGGCAGUUUAUUUACUGUAAACAUCCUGUCUGGAAGUUGUGAGGCCACGCCCCCUUACACCAAGCACUUACUGUAUAAUAAUGGACAAAGCGAUCCGUCUGCAUUAAAUAUAUAAGAUGUGUGUAAGAGGCUACUUUUAGUGCAACAACCAUGUGUAGAUCAUGAAGACACGCCCAUCUGUGUGAUUCAUACAGAGAGCCCUUAUCCUGUGGGAUUUUGUUCAGAAUCACUACAGACGUCCUCACACAACAUUACUUAAGUCCAGAAAACUAAUCCGGUCCGAAUACGGCUUUAGAAACAAGAUUUUCUGAUUCUGAUGUUGAUCAUCACCAUUUAAUGCAGGGAGUUUUUAAUGAUAUAAAAUCCCGGCACUGCCGAGCUGACACUGUUGGAUUCAUCAGCAAAGUUCUUUAAACUUCAUCUACUCGCUCAGCUGUAAGUCUCUUUAGAUAAAAGUGUCAGACAAAUGUGGAAAUGAAAUUGAUUGUUAUUAUAAAGAAGCAAACCAAAGAGGUUUUUUUUCUUUUUCUUUUUAACAAAAACCUAUUUUAAUCAUUAUAUCAAAAUAUUUAGUUUUGGCUUUGUAUGUACAAAGUGAUGCAUGUGAUGUGUAAAGCAUUGUCUUUCUAUUUUUAAGAUGUUAUAUUUUCUUACUUCAUUAACACAGUAACAGUGAUGAUGAUGAUCACGCCCACUGCUGUGUUAAUAUUUUUCCUUGGUAUGUUUUUUCAUUGCUUUUACACCAGAUUCACAAGUCUCUAGGUUGAUUUAGCAAAUAAUUGUAUAAAGGUUGAGUAUAAUUACAGAGUGUAUGUUUAUAUCUUCAAAUACAGAAAAUGUGUUCAGGUCUGCUUCAGAUGAUAUUACCAUUGAGUAGUGAAAACCUGAACGUCUGUACAGUGUACACUUUUCA
Molecule: messenger RNA, 2135 nt
Organism: Clarias gariepinus (North African catfish)
Lineage: Eukaryota; Metazoa; Chordata; Actinopteri; Siluriformes; Clariidae
Product: myeloid cell surface antigen CD33-like
Exons: 8
Coding region: 1-1098 (365 amino acids)
Source: RefSeq, a predicted model, not a curated record